Rhipicephalus sanguineus (brown dog tick) is the source of this 1597-nucleotide messenger RNA. RefSeq names its product 2-acylglycerol O-acyltransferase 2-A. Gene Ontology annotation, cellular component: endoplasmic reticulum membrane. The record is from RefSeq and is a predicted model, not a curated record. Gene Ontology annotation, molecular function: diacylglycerol O-acyltransferase activity. The transcript is spliced from 6 exons. The coding region runs from base 6 to 1349 and encodes 447 amino acids. NCBI's taxonomy places the organism in Eukaryota, Metazoa, Arthropoda, Arachnida, Ixodida, Ixodidae. Gene Ontology annotation, biological process: triglyceride biosynthetic process.
UCAACAUGGCGGCCAAGGCGUCGGCGGUGGCUCGCAUCGGCGCAUUCGCAAACUACCCGUGCAGCGCGACAAGACUCACAGCCUCGACAAGGACGCGUUCCUCGAGAACCUGGUUUGGAUUACGAUUGACGAGAACACUGGAAGUAGAAAAAAGGUGUAGCAGCAGCGAGUCGGCGUGCCCCAACGUGCCUCGCGUUUUGCAAAGCCGGGUGAAUCCGCCGCCGCCGCCACUGCUGCCGUGUCCGCUUAUGUGGUUUCUGCUCGUGUAUCUCCCGAAACGGCGGUUUGAAAAGCACCUGUGGGCAGUCUCGGAGGAGACACCUCGGUCCGCCAUGAAGGUGCUGGGCGUGGAGUUCGCGCCGCUGAACGUGCCGCUCAAGCGACGGCUGCAGACGGCGGGCGUUCUCUUCCUAACGGUGUCCUUCGUGUUCGGAGGAUUUUUCUGGAGCGCCCUGUUCGCUUACAUCUUCUUCUACACGAACUACUACUGGAUACCGCUGCUCUACGCCAUAUGGUACGUGUAUGACCGCGACGCGCCUAAGCGUGGAGGCCACCAGAGUCAGUGGGUGCGCAACUGGCGGCUGCACAAGUAUGCCGGCGCUUACUACCCGGUGAAGCUGGUCAAGACGAGCGAACUGCCUACGAACAGGAACUACAUCUUGGGGUACCACCCGCACGGCAUCAUGUGCAUGGGCGCCAUGUGCAACUUCGGUACCGAGGCCACCGGCAUCGCCGAACUCUUUCCAGGGAUACGCAUACAUGUGCUCACGCUGAACGUCAACUUCUUGUUCCCAGUUCAGAGGGAAUUGCUGAUGUAUCACGGUCUGUGUUCUGUCGACAGAGACAGCCUCAACUGGAUCUUGACGAAACAGGGAACGGGCAACGCCGCUGUAGUCGCGGUCGGAGGGGCCCAGGAAUCGCUUGAUGCGCACAAGGACACCUACAUAAUCACCCUCAAGAACCGGAAAGGGUUCAUACGAUGUGCUCUGAAAAGCGGCGCCGACUUGGUUCCCGUCUUCUCGUUCGGCGAGAACAACAUCUUUACCCAGAUGAAGAACCCGCGCGGAUCGAGGUUAAGAUGGCUGCAGGAGAAACUGAAGAGCAUCACGGGCGUCGCCCCGCCCAUUUUUUACGGAAGAGGAAUUCUGCAGUACACCUGGGGAUACAUGCCGUUCAGGGAGAAGAUCGUCACUGUUGUGGGCAAGCCUAUCCACGUGGAUAAGAACGAAAACCCCACCGACGAGGAAGUGGAUCUGCUCCACGAAAAAUACGUGGCUUCUGUGAAUCAGCUUUUCGAAGACCACAAAGCGCAAUACGCUUCCAAAGAAUGUACUCUCACAAUUGUUUGAUUGAGCCGCUGUCCGUAGGUCAUUGUUAUCAUUAGGAAGCAACACAUCGUCAUUACCAAGACAGAGGUGACCGCGGUAAGCACGGCAAAAUCGCAUCAGUGCGUAUACAUAUAGGUUGAAACCGGUUUUAUCUGCUCUAGUCAUCGAACAUGUUCACAGAGCUGCGAAAUACGACCUCACUUUGCACUUGCUCAGACGGACUUCCAUGUAACAAUAAAGCACCGAGUGUAUUCAUAUAAUAAACACGU